Ilex paraguariensis (yerba mate) is the source of this 1935-nucleotide messenger RNA. NCBI's taxonomy places the organism in Eukaryota, Viridiplantae, Streptophyta, Magnoliopsida, Aquifoliales, Aquifoliaceae. The record is from the annotation of a GenBank genome assembly.
AUGUCUACUACCGUGGUGCAGCUGCAUAUUCAAGAUGAUCAGGUGGUGAUUGAUAAUGGCAUACUCCAACUCACAUUAACAAAUCCAGGAGGAAAUGUCACAGGAAUUCAAUACAAUGGAAUCGACAACUUGCUUGAACUUCGUAGUCCAAUCAAUAUUAUUGGAGGGGUCUGGGAUCUUAACUGGAGCGAGGCAGGAAGUCCAGGAACAAGAGGAGCUUUUGAUACGAUUGAAGGAACAAUUUUCAAGGUUAUAGUGGAAAACGAUGAACAGGUAGAGCUCUCAUUUGCAAGAACAUGGGAUCCCCAUUCCUCACCUACCAGCAAGCACUCUCCCUUAAAUAUAGACAAAAGGUUCAUAAUGCUUCGUGGUUGCUCGGGGUUUUACUCGUAUGCCAUAUACGAACAUGUAGAGGACAUGCCUGCUUUCAACCUCAACGAAACCAGGAUAGCUUUCAUGCUCAGCAUGGACAAGUUUCAUUACAUGGCCAUAGCUGACGAUAAGAGAAGAAGCAUGCCCCUCCUAGAAGAUCGAUCACCCUCAAGAAGCCAACAACUGGCCUACCCGGAAGCAGUCCUACUUGUGGAUCCUGUGGAGCCAGAAUUUAAAGGAGAAGUGGAUGACAAGUAUCAGUAUUCGUGUGAGAACAAAGAUAACCAGGUCCACGGGUUUAUAUGCUUUGACCCACCCGCAGGGUUCUGGCAAAUCACACCCAGCAAUGAGUUCAGGACUGGUGGCCCUCUCAAGCAAGACCUAACCUCCCAUGUGAACCCAACAACUCUAGCUAUGUUUGUAAGCGCUCAUUAUGGGGGAGAGGAUGUGGUGAUCAAAUUUGGAUCAGGCGAGCCAUGGAAGAAAGUUUUUGGCCCAGUUUUUAUCUAUCUUAAUUCUGUCUCGGAUCAAAAUGACGCACUUUCACUUUGGGACAACGCCAAAGAACAGAUGAGGAAAGAAGUUCAAAGUUGGCCAUACAGUUUUCCAGCUUCAGAAGAUUUUCCACAUGCUGAUCAAAGGGGUACCAUUAGAGGUAGAUUAUCAGUCCUCGACAGGUAUAACAGCAAUGAAGCUAUACCGGCAAAUGGCGCUUACGUGGGGUUGGCUCUGCCUGGGGUUGCUGGAUCAUUUCAAAAAGAAUGCAAGGGCUAUCAAUUCUGGACCAGAGCAGACGACCAAGGCCAUUUCUCCAUUAGCAAGAUUCGUGCUGGCGAUUACAAUCUUUAUGCAUGGGUCCCUGGUUUUAUUGGAGAUUAUCGAUACGAUGAUGCUAUUACCAUCACUACAGGUUGUAGUAUUGAUAUGGAUGAUCUUGUAUAUGAGCCUCCAAGAAAUGGUCCCACAUUAUGGGAAAUCGGCGUUCCAGAUCGUUCUGCUGCAGAAUUCUAUGUUCCUGAUCCUGAUCCAAUGUAUAUCAAUAGACUUUAUAUAAAUCGUCCAGCAGACAAGUUUAGACAGUAUGGAUUGUGGGAAAGAUACGCAGAACUAUAUCCUAAUGAAGACUUGGUCUAUACAAUUGGAGAGAGUGAUCAUCGUAAAGAUUGGUUCUUUGCUCAGGUUACCAGGAAAAUAGGUGACAAUGCAUAUAAGGCAACUACAUGGCGAAUCAAGUUCAAACUUGACAAUAUUGAUCAAGCUGCUGGAACCUACACACUGCACUUAGCACUCGCAUCUGCCAAUUCCUCCGAAUUGCAGGUUCGGAUCAAUGAUCCGGAGGCAAAUCCUCCUCACUUUUCAAGUGGAUUAAUUGGGAGUGACAAUGCAAUUGCAAGGCAUGGCAUUCACGGGUUGUAUUGGUUAUUCAGUGUGGACAUACAGAGUGCUCAACUCAUGCAAGAAGAUAACACGAUAUAUCUCACCCAAGCAAGGGACACCACCCCUUUCCAGGGAGUCAUGUAUGACUAUAUCCGUUUGGAAGGCCCUCCAUCUAGUAGUUCUUGA